Molecule: messenger RNA, 2578 nt
Organism: Malaclemys terrapin pileata
Lineage: Eukaryota; Metazoa; Chordata; Testudines; Emydidae
Product: RING finger protein 151-like
Exons: 7
Coding region: 111-977 (288 amino acids)
Molecular function (GO): zinc ion binding
Source: RefSeq, a predicted model, not a curated record
CUGGUGUGACACGCAGCCGUCAAGCAAUGGCAGUCGCAAAAUGCAUUGCUGCUUGCCGUUGCGGCCGUGCUUGGAAACCAACCUAGAGAGUUGGAAGUCUGUGGAAAAGAAUGGGUUAUGAUAUUGAGCGUUUUGUUGGCUAUGUUAAUGAAGGACUUUUAUGCUGUAUAUGCCGAGAUGUAUUAGAAGAUCCCUUACAGGCUCCUUGUGAACAUGCUUUCUGUACUGCCUGUAUACAUGGAUGGCUUGUUCAUCACAAUAAUUGCCCUGAAGACAGACAAGCACUUGAUAUGUCUGUGCUACGACCUCUCUACAGAUACAUGAAAAAUGAUCUAAAUCGACUUCAGCUUCAUUGCAAAAACGGAGAGCAUGGUUGUGAAAUGGUUUGUUCUCUAGAAUCUAUAGACAGACAUGAGAGAGAAUGUGAAUACAGCCAGAUACCCUGCUCAAAUGCUGGUUGUCCAGUUCAGAUUGAACGACGUAACUUAGAUAGCCAUUUGGCGGUGUGUGAAUACCGGAGCCGUGAAUGCCCUAAUGGUUGUGGUUAUACCAUUUUCAGGGCAGAAGACACGCAGCAUAAUUGUGUAGCAGAGCUAAGAACAGAACUAGAACUGCUCCGGUCAGAAAUGAUCUGCAGAGUGGAGGAGGCAAAGCAUGAAAUGGAGUCCAGAUUAGAUUCACAGAGAAGGCAUAUGGUGCAAAAAGAGAGUCUUCUGCAAAAUGAAAUUGAAGAACUAAAGAGUCAGAUGUCACGAAUGAUGUCUGAAGUGCGCUCCCUUAUGGCUGCAGAGAGACAGCAUCGUCAAGAGCUGGAGCAAGCAGAGCUUGAAAAGCGUGAAUUAAUGGAGCUGCUGAAAGGCCUACAGAAAGACUGCCGAUUAAAUAAUACAGAAGGAAACAAGAAAUCAACAAACUUUCGCCCUCUAACACGACUGGAGAGUGUGAAACGAAAACCCAGGGAAGUUACAGUCAUCUAAACAAAAGUAUGAUAAAAGCUACUUGAAUGUUGUUUUACCCACAACAGACCUCAAUUUUAUACAAAGGACAUAUGAUCAGGUGGACUUCUAUAUUGAUACUAAAAUCUGGAACUAUACAAUGGCAAUAAUAGACCCACGGAUCUUGAAUCAUGGGGUUUCUUACAUUUGAGGACUGCAGGACACUUUGCCAUAUUUGAGCUCUCCAAAUUUCUAGACAGUUAGACCCUAAGCAUGUGGGUGAAACCCACCAGCCAGACAUCUGAAAUAUAUGCAUGAUGAAAGAGAGCCCCAUGAUGUUACAAGGGUUUAUGUAAGUCUCCAUGCCUGGUCUGAUUAUUUUUUUCCCCUACUGAACUUAAUACUAACAACAUACUGAAAGAAACAAGUAGAUUGUUAGUAAGUGCAGUAAAUCUGUCUUGGAAGCAGAAUUAGCACUUAGUGAUUAAGACCUGAGGAUAUCACUAAUCUCUCUCAAAUAUUUUAUUAAUUUAGUACAUUGUAGUUUCACUUAAUCCAGCUAACCCAAUAACUUAAAUUGAGUCAGCACAUCUUUCAAGACACAGCCCUCUCUGACUCUUGCACCAUCAAUUCCCAUUCACCCUUGCAGCUCAGUUUUUUUCAUAGAAGCAUACAGUUUCUAUGGAGCAAGUAGUGAGCCAGACUAGAUUGCUGUUGCUGCAUAUAAUUGCUUUCUUUAUUGAAAUGUAGCAGUAGAAUAGUGUUCAAUGAGUGCCUGUUGGUUUCAAUUACCCUUCUGAAUGCAAGACUUUCAGGAGAACCCUACAUCUGCUUUUUAACUGAGUUUCAAUGUACCAGUUUGCUUGUAAGCGUCCAUGUAAUUUUAGUUAGGCUGAUUCUAAUAUUAAGUUAAAUUUUCAUCUCAAUCAUUAUUGUUCAUGUGUGUUAGCAGAUGGUUAGCUUAACAUCCCAAUUGCAUGGCAAAUUUAUUUUCCUUAUUAGUAGCGGACAAGUGAAUUAUGUAGCCAGGUAACGUAUGCAAUUAUUGUAAAAAUUUUAGUUGCAAAAUUAUUGUAUUUUUUACAUCUUAAACAUUCUUAGGUGCUUUAAGAAGUUUUUUUUAAAAGGGGCCCUCAGACAGUGAACAGGUCCUGGAAUACACUAAAAUAAGAAUCCUUGUGAAAUUUGCUACACUCUUCCCCUGGGAUGUGGUUUUGAUAGUGCUUCUCUACAGAUUAUUUGUUAAGAGUCCUGGAUAACUUAUGGAGAAUGGCGCCAGCAUUUUCCUUUCUCAUGAACAUCUUUUGGAUAGACCCAUACAGUUUAUCCUUGGUAUGUAGGGGGGGGUCUUUUGCAGUUUUCUCAUAUUGACAGAUGCCUUUCUAAAUACCUUUAAGUCUAUGCAACUUUUAUAUGAACAAACGAACUUUAAAAUGUCUUCCAGCCACAUCGUUCAUUGCCAAGCUGAAAUUAGAUUUUUUUCCCCCCAUUUAAUAAAAAAUGGGAAAUGGGCUCAAAAGUGGCAUUUGGGGGCUAAAUGUCAUAUUGUGUCUAGAAGAGAGCUAACAGGUAGCUUGUAACCAUUUGAUUUGCACUUUGUAUAAAAGUUGAGCUACUCAAGUGUUCAUAAAAGUAGUUAUUCA